AUGUGGUUGCUGCUGGUGGUCCUGUGCCUGGCCCAGGGGCUGGGCAAUGCCAUCCGAUGUGCUGGAGAGAACCCUGAGCAGUUCAUGAACAUUAGCCAGAUAAUCCGUUUCCACAGAUAUCACAGAGAGGAGCACCAAGUCCUGGCCGAUGAUGGCUAUUUCCUUACCAUGAACUGGAUUCCUGGUGGCAGAGAGGAGGAUGGAACCAGAGGACACAGGUUACCUGUGUUGCUCCAGCAUGGCUUGUCAUUAGAUGGCAGCAAUUGGGUUUCCAGUUUCCCCAAUGGCAGCCUGGGCUUCAUCCUCGCUGAUGCAGGGUACGACGUCUGGAUCGGAAACAGCCGGGGCAACAGCUGGUCCCGCCGGCACUUGAACCUUUCUGUCGACCAGGAGGAGUUUUGGGAUUUCAGCUUCCACGAGAUGACCAUAUACGACCUCCCUGCCAUGGUGGGCUUCAUCCUAAGGCAAACCAGGCAGCAGAAACUGUUCUAUGCUGGCCAUGCUCAGGGCAACACUCUGGGUUUCAUAGCAUUUUCGAGCAUUCUGCAGCUGGCUGAGAAAAUCAAAAUGUUCUUUGUACUGGGCCCUGCCUACACUUUUCGUGCUGUUAAAGGUCCGGUAUUAAGUCUUUUCUACCUUCCUGAUUCAGUACUUACGGUGAUUUUUGGGAGAAGAGAAGCAGCUCUGCUGGGACGGGGACAGAGAGCGGCACUGGCUAGGGGGUGCAGCUGCCGGCUGCUGGGCAGGCUCUGCACAGAUGGGCUUUUCCUCAUCGGUGGAUGUAAUAAGAAGAACUUGAAUGUGAGCCGAACAGACGUGUACAUAUCGCAUUUCCCGGACUACACAUCCACCAAAAACCUCCUCCACUGGGGCCAGACUGCAAAAACUGGAGAGUUCAAGCAGUUUGACUAUGAGGAGAAGAACCAGGACAGGUACAACCAGACUUCACCACCCUUUUACAGGAGAGAAGACAUGACAGUUCCAACAGCUCUGUGGAGCGGUGGGGAGGACUGGGUUACCCCUACUUCAGAGAUGCAACGCUUGCUCCCCCGCAUCACCAACCUCAUUCAUCACGAGCACUUCCCUGACUGGACCCACCGGGAUCAGAUCUGGGGCCUGGACGCCCCUCAGCGUGCAUACAGGCGGAUGGUCACUUUGAUGGAGACAAAUCCAUGA
Messenger RNA from Pterocles gutturalis (yellow-throated sandgrouse), 1176 nucleotides. RefSeq names its product lipase member M-like. Lineage: Eukaryota; Metazoa; Chordata; Aves; Pterocliformes; Pteroclidae. The transcript is spliced from 9 exons. Gene Ontology annotation, molecular function: hydrolase activity, acting on ester bonds. The record is from RefSeq and is a predicted model, not a curated record. The coding region runs from base 1 to 1176 and encodes 391 amino acids.